AUGCGGGAGCAGCUCCACGAGGGGGGAGAGGAUGACGACGAAGAGGACGAAGAGGCGAGCGACGUGUUUCCUGCGCUCAGCUCUGAGAAGGUGGAAGCCGUCCGGCCUGUGACUGGCGCGCAGCAGAGAGAACUCGAGAAGAAAUUCGACAGAGUGUUUGAGGAAUAUAACGACGAGUUCAUCGGCGAGCUCGACGCCGAGGAAGUCGAGGACGAUCAAGACAAGUUGCUCAUGAGCGAGUUGGAAGACGCGAUGGAAGAGUUCCUUCAGGACCAGGCACGCCGGCGGAAGGUCUGCGUGGAUAGCACGUCACGGAAGUACCGACAGAGACAUCCGGAGGAGAAGAAGCGUGACGACUCCUCAGACGAACAAGAGGCGCACAGACGCGUCGAGUCUGAAGACGACGAGAAGGAAGACUCCAACGAGAUCCGAGAAAUAUUCAAGCCCCUGGACAGCGCCGAAAUUUCGCGGAUUCAAGAGCUUGCCGCUCGCCAGCAAGCGGAAGACGAGGAGGCCGAAAAAGACGGUGGAAAGAAGCGACAGGAAUUCGAUUUCCUCGACCUGAACGACUACGAAAAGCGCGCGGGGGAGCGACGCUGGGAUUGCGAGACGGUUCUGACGACGAAGAGCGUUUCUUCGUUCGUUCCCACCAAGAUCGCGUUGCCCCCUACGCACAUUCUCAAGCACCAAGUCCGCCAACUGAGAGAAGGCAAAGGCGCGAACUUGCAGACGCUCGGCCUCCCUCGCAGAGACGCGCCGAAGCCUGAAAACACUGCAGAGGCCUCGCUAGCCUCAGGCCUUUCUCCUUUGAGAGAGGGAGAUGGGAGCGAAGAAGAAGGCGCGCAAGCAGCAGACGACUUCGUCGACCUGCCACAUGAAGGCUUGAACGAGGCUUGCAUCGUCACGCUGCGGCCAAAGGGCGAGACGCCGGAGGAACGGCGCGAGCGGAAGAAAGCGGUAAAGGAAGCUCAGCGCAUGGUGCGCGUAGUCAAGAAGCAAAACAAACAGCUGCGCAAGGAAGAAGAAAAGAAAAUGGCAGCCCGGAACGCCAAGUCGAAUGCCUACGACGUCAAAGAUGGAGUCCGGCGCGUGCGCCUGUGA
This is a messenger RNA of Besnoitia besnoiti, 1101 nucleotides long. RefSeq lists its product as uncharacterized. Gene Ontology annotation, cellular component: cytosol; nucleus; preribosome, small subunit precursor. The coding region runs from base 1 to 1101 and encodes 366 amino acids. NCBI's taxonomy places the organism in Eukaryota, Apicomplexa, Conoidasida, Eucoccidiorida, Sarcocystidae. The transcript is spliced from 8 exons. Gene Ontology annotation, biological process: ribosomal small subunit export from nucleus; ribosomal small subunit biogenesis. The record is from RefSeq and is a predicted model, not a curated record.